AGAACGAGGAAGUCGCGCUUGUGGGAUGGGGAGUUCACAAUAACAGCUGAAAUGUCCACUCAAUCCACGCCGCCUGUCAUUGAAUGACAGUCACUGAGCGGAAGACAGAGAGGCGUCUCCACCGUGCGGCGCCACGAUUGAUGCGACACAGUACACCUGAGGAGUGGACUGAUACCUGCGGAGAGUAGACUCUUCUCCAAAACCAGCUCGCCAACAUGGGAUUAUCACCUUCUAGUCUCCUAGAUGAACAUGGAUCCAACUACAUACGAGGUUGUGCAGAGGCAGAGUUGAAAGAGUUCGGUCCCCACUACAGGACACAGUACUCUGUGGUCUUCUUCUCCCAAGUCCAGGAUGAGCUGGAGCAGCCAAAAGAGAAAAUAAAACAGCUCCUCAAACAGAGGGGUCCUCCGGAGGCGGGGGAGGUGCUGUAUGAGGAACAAGUCCUUCAUUUUGAAGCAACCAGGAAGUGGGAAGAGAGGUACGUGGUGGUGCGUGGCAACUACUGUCUGGAGUGCCACAACAGCUUUGAGACCUUUGUGAAGGGUGUGCCCCCGCGCCACAAGCUGCUGCCAACAGGGGGCACAGUGCUCACCACAGAGGAGAAAUACAUGGCCAUGGUGGACAAAUGCUUCCCUGUUUCUGAAACCAACAAUGAGAAUGAAAAGUUUGCCCCUCCUAUAAUCGGCAUGCCUGGACAGUUCCCUGUGUACCUCAGGCUUCCGUACCGUAGGGAUUACUACUUCUGCUUCCGACAGGAUGCUCGCCAAGCUGAAUUCCUCUCCAUCCUCUCCGACUGCAUCCGCCACCAGAACCAAGACUUCCUAAAGAAGAAGACAGUUGAGGUGCAGGCCUUCCUCAAAGCAGUCCACCUCUACAGACAGGAGAAGGGCAGCUAUGACUCCUGGAAAAUGCUGAUUGGCAGUGAUGUCAGGGUACUGGCCAACCUGGUUAUGGAGGAGCUGUUGCCCUCUUUGGAGAAGGACAUGCUGCCUCAUCUAAAAGCCAGGAAGACAGAGAGGAAGAGAGUGUGGUUCGCUACCGUAGAAGCGGCCUAUAUCCUGGUGCAGGAGUGUCUAUUUGAGGGUAUGUCUGCUCUGAAGGAGGAGUGUAGGAAGGCAGCACACCAGCAGGAGGUGCUGAUACGCUCUGAUAUGGACCAGAUCCUCAACUCCAGAACCUACCUGGAGGGAAAACUACGAGCUAGUGUAUUGGAGUCAGCAGAGAAGUUCUGUUCGGAGAGCGUGCAGCCCUACCUGGCCUCCGUACUGGAGGAUCUGAUGGGACCAAUCAGCUCAGGGUUCCAGGAAGCACGGCUCCUGAGUGACAGCCAGAUGGACCAACUGUGUCAGGACUUCCAGGAGGGCGGGGUUACCAAUGAACUCAAGCAGGCCCUAGCUAAACUGAGUAGGCCCAAUCUGUUGAGUUGUUACCAGAGGAUCAACUCUCUCCACGACCAGCUGCACGACCUGCAGGAACGCUUUGGCUUCUCCAACAUCAGCAGCCUGGUCCACAGCACCCAGAUAGACCUACAGCAGCUGGUGGAGAAUGCAGCGCACACAUUUCAUCUGCUGCUCUACAAGGACAUAGAGGACAACCCAGGCAACGCGUGCUCUGCCAUGGAGAAGUCCAGGCACAGGGUGCUCAAGCAAUAUGACUAUGACAGCAGUACGGUGAGGAAAAGGAUCUUUCGUGAGGCCUUGGUGGGGAUCACUCUCCCUCACAUCAAGAAGACCCUGGCCCCCACUUACAAAACAGAGCUGCAGGGUCUUAAACAGUUCAUCUAUGCAGACUAUUCCAACUUUGUCCAUGUUCACAAUAUCUAUGAGGGCAUUUUGCUGCAGAGUCUGGACAAGGAAGUCAUCAAAGUGGUGGAGGAGGCAGCCAGGCUGAAGAAACACAAUCUGUUCACAGACACCAGAGACCUCCUGAGCCAGUCCAGCUGCUCCAGCAUAAUCUCCACCCCAGCAACCCAGCCAGGAUGCUAGGCUUCCCCGGACAGCUCCAGACCCAGCCCGAAGCCGAGCCCCGGCCACCCUCCCUGCUGAGCCAAAGAGGCCCUCCAGGCUGGGGAGCCUGCCCCCAAGGCCCAGGACUGUGUGAAGGAGAUCUGGGACCUGGUGGUGGAGGAGUUGGGAGUGGAGAAGAUGGUACAGCGUUACCCAGGUAGUCAUAACCUAUAAGAGAGUGGUGACAAAGUGAGGGGCCUGAUGUCACAGAGAAUAAAGGAUGACAAGGGCCCCAUUUUUUUUUAAAUCACUGUAAAUGUGAGGAGUAUGGAAAGGUGAUAGACUAUACCCUUGCUAUUGUGGAAACCGACUGAGAUUGCCAUCACUGUAAAAAAAAGUAAUUUUUAUACAAGCAUAAAACUAAGUUUCCAUAAAACUGGUAAAAUAUGAAUGUAUACAAUUGUGUUUGUGAGAAGACCAAUGUGGUGAGAUAUGGCCAUAACUGGAUUAUGAAAUUCAGAACCAAGGAAAACAUCAAAUUGACUAUUGCAAUUGUGUGGGUUGAACUUCAUUUGUGUCAUAGAUUUUUGUAUGUAUUUUAGAUGAUUUGAGAAAUGUUUGAUAUAUGCCAGUUUAAGUUGUUCAAUAUUAAAUCAAGAACACUGCCGUA
This is a messenger RNA of Oncorhynchus tshawytscha (Chinook salmon), 2616 nucleotides long. Its product is annotated as protein Niban 1. The transcript is spliced from 15 exons. The coding region runs from base 216 to 1985 and encodes 589 amino acids. The record is from RefSeq and is a predicted model, not a curated record. NCBI's taxonomy places the organism in Eukaryota, Metazoa, Chordata, Actinopteri, Salmoniformes, Salmonidae.